This is a messenger RNA of Syzygium oleosum, 1096 nucleotides long. RefSeq names its product transmembrane emp24 domain-containing protein p24delta3-like. The coding region runs from base 1 to 663 and encodes 220 amino acids. Lineage: Eukaryota; Viridiplantae; Streptophyta; Magnoliopsida; Myrtales; Myrtaceae. The transcript has 4 exons. The record is from RefSeq and is a predicted model, not a curated record. Gene Ontology annotation, biological process: Golgi organization; endoplasmic reticulum to Golgi vesicle-mediated transport; intracellular protein transport. Gene Ontology annotation, cellular component: Golgi apparatus; endoplasmic reticulum; endoplasmic reticulum-Golgi intermediate compartment.
AUGGCGGAGAGGCGCGCCGGAGCGGCGGUUCUGUUAGCAGCUUUCUUGCUGUUGAGCUGCUGCAGCGUGCGUCUCGUGCCGGUGGCGGAAGCUGUGUGGCUGACGAUCCCGAGCUCCGGGACCAAGUGCGUCUCCGAGGAGAUCCAGAGCAACGUCGUCGUGUUGGCCGAUUACUACAUCGUCGACGACGAGCACGCUCACCUCCACACCCCCACUAUUUCUUCUCGGGUGACAUCUCCUUAUGGAAACAAUCUUCACCACAAUGAAAAUGUGACCCAUGGUCAGUUUGCAUUUACAACCUCUGAGGCCGGGAACUACUUGGCAUGUUUCUGGAUUGGUGGAAAACAUCAAGAAGAUGUUGGAUUGACAAUUGGCCUUGACUGGAAAAUUGGAAUCGCAGCUAAGGAUUGGGAGUCAGUUGCUAAAAAGGAAAAGCUCCAGGGCAUGGAACUGGAGUUGAUGAAACUUGAAGGGGCUGUGCAAGCCAUACAUGACAAUCUGAAAUAUUUGAAAAACAGGGAAGAAGAAAUGAGGGAAGUAAGUGAAAAAACCAACGCCAGAGUUGCAUGGUCCAGUUUAAUGUCCCUUGGCGUCUGUAUUGUGGUUUCAGUUUUGCAGUUGUGGCACUUGAGGCGAUAUUUCGAGAGGAAGAAGCUUAUCUAGAUCCUGAGUUUCGUCUUGUAUGGCUCACAAAUGUUCUAAAGUGAACACGAACUGAAGGGUUCCUGUGCCUUUUGCAUAGAGUUUUACGUUGAAUGUUAGGAAGAAUAUUAGGAUUCUUCUUCUCAACAAAUCUGGUUUUGGGUAGGAUGGGCUACAAUAGAUAUCAUAUCCCGUGCUAGUUUUAGAAUGCACAGCAAAUUACGUGGAUAGAAUGAUAAAAUUAUCAACACUCACCGCAGAAAGCAUCAGUGCAUCAGAAUCUGUAAAAUUGUUUAUCACACAGGACAAAGCUAUAUUUUCUUCCUGAUUUUGCAAUUGUAAGCUCAACAUAUUCCCAAUCAGCUCCCUCAUUCCCAGAUAGGAAUUGUUGGUUGUGGAAUAUGAAUGUUCUGCUUUCUUUCUUUCAUAUGCUAAACGUUUUAUUAAAUGUAAA